CAAAAAUAGAAUAAUUUUUAUAUACUAGUAAUAGACAAUGUGCCUCAUAAAAUAUAGACCACAAAAAUUUACGUUGGCAAUGAAAUGAAUGAUUCCCAAUGAAGAAGAGUCGAGAUCCACUAAUUGAAGAAUUACUAAAAUUAGUGAGAAUAGAAGAAAAGCAGUCCCAAAAUUGAUUCCUUAUCUCCCCUUUGCACCCCAUUCCAUUAAUGAUCUAGCGAGACCAAUUUAUUAAUCUUCUCCACCGUACUCGCUUCCUUCUCCUCUUCUCCUCCUCCUCUUCCUCAUCCUCGUCGACCCUUUUGAGGGCGACGGUGGGAUCAGAAGAGAAAAAUAAAAAAAAUGGCGCCGUUGUCGAAAACGCAUCAGCUCCUAGAGAUCAACAUCAUCUCGGCCCAGGAUCUCGAGCUGGUCUCGAAAUCCAUGAAGACGUACGCCAUGGCGUGGAUGAACCCGAAGCGAAAGCUCACGUCGCGCGUGGACGACCUUGGCAAGAAUAAUCCUACUUGGAAUGAGAAGUUUGUGUUUAGGGUGGAGGAGGAGUUUCUCAAGCAGGACAACUCCGCCGUCAUGAUCGAGAUCUAUUCCAACAGCUGGUUCCGUGACGUCCUCGUUGGCACCGUGCGCUGCCUCGUCGGGAAUCUCAUCCCCCAGACCGGCCGCUCUCACAACGGCCAGCCUUAUAUUGGCAUGCGCUUUGUUGCCCUUCAGAUACGCAGGCCAUCGGGGCGGCCACAGGGUAUCCUAAACAUUGGAGUGGCGCUACUGGACAGCUCAAUGAGAAGCAUGCCGUUAUACACGCAGCCUGCCAUGUCGGCCGUGGGGUACCAAAACCUGAUGGAGGAUCCGGACGCGCUUGAAGAAUAUUCGGGUGAUGAGGCUACGCUGCGCAGGUCAAGAAGCGGACGCAGCGAGAUGACAGGGUUCGGCAAUUACUCUCCCAGCAGCUCCAUCAUCAUAGUGAAGCCCAAAAUCGAAACUAAAGAGGCCUCGAUUUUGAGCAUCACGGAGUGCAUGGUCCCCGUUGAGACCGUACGGAAGGUUGGCAAGGCCAGUUCCGUCAUUUGUGGUGCAGAGCUCAGAGACGACAGGCGAAGACCCGUCCCCACCAAAACCAGGGCCAGCUCAGUCGUCAGCUAUUCCGUCAAGAGCGUCAAAAAACCCGAAUCCACUUCAACGAAAUAUAUUUCAACGAAACACGUGGACGUCAAACAGCUAACGAGAAUGUAUGACGCCAACGACGGGAUCGAACACCUCCCGGCCAACGAAAAACCUAAAGACGACAGUGGUAAUACAACUGAGGAUCCCAACCAGCCACAAGAGCAACAGUACAUCAGUAUCAACAGGGGCCACGCGGGGUGGUCGGACUCGGAGGUGGGGCCAUCGCCGUCGGAGGUGGCGGCGGCGGUCAUGGUGGAGAGGCGGUAUCCACUGCAGGACGACAAGGAGAGCUCGGUGCUGGACGGGUGGAGCAUGGACGAGAGCGAGGAAGGGCUCCGGUCGAAGCUCGAGAGGUGGCGGAUGGAGCUGCCGCCGUUCGAAAACGCCGGCGCAGAUUACACUCCGAGUAGCUACAAGUCAUCGACGACGCGGGACGAAGAUAAAGACGGAAUGUUUACUUGCUUUGGGAAUGUGUUUGGAUAUGAAUGCCAAUGCGUCUGCGGCAAGCCACCGGGAGACAACAACCAGCGCCUAACGUCGCCGGAAUCUUCGCCGGACAAAUCAUCCAUCUAUUGAAGGAGUGUGGGUGCGGCGUGAGAAGUUUAGAUGGAACGAUGAGAUAGUCGAUCUAGUGUUCAAUCUACUGCCAAUAAUGGUGUUAUUUUUCAUUGUUUCUUUUUUUUUCAUCUCUAUGUUGUUUUGUUUCACUUUUGUAUUUUGGCAUUGAUGAUUUCAAAUUUUGGUUUUGAAUAAUUUGAUUGGGAUAUUUUUGAA
Salvia splendens (bonfire salvia) is the source of this 1935-nucleotide messenger RNA. RefSeq lists its product as uncharacterized. Gene Ontology annotation, biological process: defense response. The coding region runs from base 343 to 1737 and encodes 464 amino acids. The record is from RefSeq and is a predicted model, not a curated record. The transcript has 2 exons. Lineage: Eukaryota; Viridiplantae; Streptophyta; Magnoliopsida; Lamiales; Lamiaceae.